Messenger RNA from Oxyura jamaicensis (ruddy duck), 9202 nucleotides. RefSeq names its product Cbl proto-oncogene B (gene CBLB). The transcript is spliced from 17 exons. Lineage: Eukaryota; Metazoa; Chordata; Aves; Anseriformes; Anatidae. Gene Ontology annotation, biological process: cell surface receptor signaling pathway; negative regulation of epidermal growth factor-activated receptor activity. The record is from RefSeq and is a predicted model, not a curated record. The coding region runs from base 619 to 3102 and encodes 827 amino acids. Gene Ontology annotation, molecular function: phosphotyrosine residue binding; ubiquitin protein ligase activity; calcium ion binding. Gene Ontology annotation, cellular component: membrane raft; plasma membrane.
UGCGAUGUUAAUAGUCUCUGCUUGGACUGAUGAAACUUUCUAGUUGGGGACUAAACUUUCUUCUGCAAGAAAAUAAAUUGCUCUCUUGAACACAGUCCUAUGACUUUGUCUGCACUCCAAGUUUUCAUGAAGUGAGCUGGGAGUUUAGAUUAGCUAUGAUUUAUUUAGCGUUGCUCCAAAAGGAGGUAUGUUGUCCAAGUGGCUUUUUGCUUAAAUCUCUUAUUAAAAACAUGUAAGUAAAGCUGGAGUAGACUGUUCGGAACUAGAUACUUGGAAAACACUUUCUCAUUUUCACAGUUGUGAUUCUUUGAAUAAAUAUUGCAAAUCGAAACUGCUGCUUGGCACAGUCUCAAUUCAAAAUUACUUACAUUGUUCGUAAGAUAUGCUAAGGGCUUGCUUUUGGAAGUCAAUGACUUUCAUGUUCUCCAAGAGGGUUAUGUACAGCUGCUUUAAGAUCCUGUUGAUCAACUGCUUCGUGUUAACAGUGCAUUUUUUGCUAGUAUUGCUGGAGUCCUUGCAGCACGGCUGUAGAAAGACCAAGAAAUGGAAAAAUCAAAUUGAGAGCUGUUCUUUACAUGCUUGAGAAAUCUAACAAAGCUGUCCCUCAUCUUCAGCCACAUGCUAGCAGAAAUCAAGGCUAUUUUUCCAAAUGGCCAAUUCCAGGGUGAUAAUUUUCGUAUCACCAAAGCAGAUGCUGCAGAUUUCUGGAGAAAAUUCUUUGGCGACAAAACUAUAGUGCCAUGGAAAGUGUUCAGGCAGUGCCUUCAUGAAGUUCAUCAGAUAAGCUCUGGUUUGGAAGCAAUGGCUCUUAAAUCUACUAUUGACUUGACCUGCAAUGACUACAUUUCAAUUUUUGAGUUUGAUAUCUUCACUAGAUUAUUUCAGCCAUGGGGUUCAAUUUUAAGGAAUUGGAACUUCUUAGCUGUGACACAUCCUGGAUAUAUGGCAUUCCUGACAUAUGAUGAAGUGAAAGCGAGGUUGCAGAAAUACAGCACUAAGCCUGGGAGCUAUAUUUUCAGACUGAGUUGCACUCGCCUGGGGCAGUGGGCCAUUGGAUAUGUGACUGGUGAUGGGAACAUACUACAGACCAUACCUCACAAUAAGCCUCUGUUUCAAGCUUUGAUUGAUGGCAGCCGGGAAGGAUUCUAUCUGUUCCCAGAUGGACGAAGUUAUAAUCCUGAUCUGACAGGUUUAUGUGAACCCACACCACAUGAUCACAUCAAGGUCACACAGGAGCAGUAUGAAUUGUACUGUGAAAUGGGUUCCACUUUUCAGCUAUGUAAAAUCUGCGCAGAGAAUGACAAGGAUGUGAAGAUUGAGCCUUGUGGGCACCUCAUGUGCACUUCUUGUCUUACAGCAUGGCAGGAAUCUGAUGGCCAAGGUUGUCCUUUUUGCCGCUGUGAAAUCAAAGGAACUGAACCAAUCAUUGUGGAUCCCUUUGAUCCAAGGGAUGAAAACUCCAGGUGUUGCAGUAUUAUUGAUAGCUUUAGUAUGCCCAUGCUGGACUUAGAUGACGAUGAUGAUAGGGAAGAGUCUUUAAUGAUGAAUCGCUUGGCUUCAGUCCGAAAGUGCAAUGAGAGGCAGAAUUCACCAGUGACUUCCCCGGGAUCUUCCCCUCUUGCACAAAGAAGAAAACCACUUCCAGACCCCCUGCAAAUCCCACAUCUUAGUCUUCCACCUGUACCUCCUCGUCUGGACCUCAUUCAGAAGGGAGUAGCACGGUCACCAUGUGCAAGCCCGACUGGGUCACCAAAAUCUUCUCCUUGUAUGGUGAGGAAACAAGACAAACCUUUGCCAGCACCACCACCUCCCUUGCGUGAUCCUCCACCACCUCCACCAGAACGACCCCCUCCAAUUCCACCAGACAACAGAAUAAGCAGACACCUGCAUCAUCCAGAAAGUGUGCCUUCCAGAGACCAGCCAAUGCCCCUUGAAGGCUGGUGUCCCAGAGACGUGUUUGGGACAAGUCAGUUAGUAGGAUGUCGAAUAGGGAAUGAUGCUUCUCCCAAACCAGGACUGACUGCAGUUUCCAACAUAAAUGGAAGGCACAACCGCGUAACUUCUGAGCCAGGAUUUAUGAGGAAACACAGACGUCACGAGCUGCCUGUGGAAGGUGCCAAGGUAUUUUCAAAUGGUCAUCUGAUAAAUGAAGAAUAUGAUGUACCUCCACGGCUUUCACCUCCUCUUCCAGCUGUUUCCACCAUCCCUAGUAUAAAGUGCUCUCUUCCCUCAGCAAAUUCUCUGUCUGAUAAGUCAAGGGAUCACACAGAUGAUGAUGAUGAAUACAAAGUUCCUUCUUCACAUCCUGCAAUACUGAGCUCACAACCACCUCAUUGUCAUAAUAUAAAGCCUGUUGCUCGGGUGUGUGAGAAUGGUCAAUGUGCUGGAGUAACGAAUGGAACACACAGCGCUACUUCUGAGAUGAAGAAACCAAAACAUCCAGAGUUAGGAGAUGUCUAUGAUGCACCUACUGUUCCGGUACCUUUGCCACCUGCACGACCUCCUACCAGAGACAACCCAAAACACAGCUCUUUGCUCAACAGGACACCCUCCGAUUAUGAUCUUCUGGUGCCCCCUUUAGGUGAAGAUACGUUUGAUAGCUCACCCCCUUCACUACCACCACCACCACCACCUGCUCGGCACAGCAUCACUGAGCACACAAAACCUGCUGGCUCAGGAAGCCGACCUCCUUCAGGACAUGAACUGUUCCUUCAUCCUGAUCCCCAUUUUGAUCCAAUAACCGGUCACGUUCCUUUGCCACCAGCUCGUAGAGUAACUGGAGAAAACAUAAAAACAAAUAGGACAUCUCAAGACUAUGAUCAACUUCCUGCCUCUUCAGAUGGUUCACAAGCACCAGCCAGGCCCCCUAAACCACUUCCUCGGAGGACUGCACCAGAAAUACACCACAGGAAAGCAUACAGCUCUGACAAUUCCACGGAAAAUGUGGAUGCAAAAAUUGCAAAACUUAUGGGAGAAGGUUAUUCCUUUGAAGAAGUCAAGAGGGCACUUGAAAUUGCCCAGAAUAAUGUUGACGUGGCCCGUAGUAUUUUAAGAGAGUUUGUCUGUUUUCCUCCACCAGUCUCUCCACGUCUCAAUCUAUAGUAGUGAGAACAUUUCCUUGGAGCAUGUGAAUUCUACAUACACAUGUGUGGAUUGGGUUAUGAGAGAAAGAAGAGAACGGAAUAUUUUUCUUUCAUCUUUAAUAGGAGGGUGUCUGUUUCCAGCCGUUUAUCAAAGGCUCAUGGCUGCUCUGAUCAAGACUUAUAAAUAUGCUGAGGCUUAUGUAUUUUUGCUAGCCAUACUUUUUUAAAUCAGGGUUGAACUGACAAAAUAAUUUAAAGAAGUUUACUUCCCUAGAACUUUUAAUCUGUGAAAAAUGCUUUUUCUUGUUUACAAGUUGGCAAGUUACAGUUUUCUAGUUGAUGCCUGUACUAUGUUCAUAUCCCCCUGUACUUUUGGUCAGUUCUGCUGUAGCAUUCCCAACAGUUUCCAUGCUGACCACCCCAUCAACUAAAUCAUCACUUUCGAGAACUUGUUUUUGUUGUUUUGUUUUGUUUUGUUUUUUCUCUUACAAGAUGCUUUAAUUGUUUUUUUUGCAUUUCAGCUCAUCAAAUGCAAAAGUAUGUGGCCUUCACUACUGAUUUUUUUUUUUCUUCUGAGAUUCCUUUGUUUUUGAGAGAGGAAAUAUCUGAAUGUAAAAUACAUUAUUAUGUCUAUGAACUGCCUUUUUAAAGGUAUUUUGACAGUAAUGUUGGGCAGCUUUCUGUUUAACAUGAAUUUCAUGACCUGUAAUCUUCAAGGUCUUUUUAUACAGUUUCUACAAUUAAGAACAAAAAAUAUCCCAACCAAGAAUUACAAUAUUUCAUGCAGUGAUACUGAGUUCUGACAUAUAAAAGCUCUUUAAUAAUUGAGUAUUUGAUUGCAAAUGUUCAAAACAAGCAAACAACAAAACAAAUGCACAUGAUAAUAUACUGAAUUUUGAUUACACACUAAUUACACCACCUCUCUGUGAUGUAUGUAUACCAAGGCAUGCCAGACUAGAAGGAAUCUUUUUGAAUCACAUCAAUGGUUUUCAGGUAAAUUCCAGUUCUAGCUUCUGCAAAGUAGAAUGUGGUUAAUUUUUUGAGUGAUUAUCCUGUGGUUCAUUGUGGCUUGGAUCAGUUUGUAUUAACAUGGAAACUUCAAAAUUUUGAUGCACUGUUAAUUCUUAAUGCUACUGUAGCAAUAUUUUUUUGCAAAGUUCUUCAGUAAUCUCCUCUGUACACUCCUGUGUGUGUUUAAUAUCCAAAUUCAUUCAUUCACUUUCCAGCUGCUUAGUUGGAAAUACAUUUCUUUGCUUUAGAUGGUUGAUGAUACUACAGGCUUUGACGUGUUAUUUUCAAGCCCCAAAUGAUGCAAGCCAAAUUGAAAAUCCUUCUAAAUUUAGAAAAGACAGAGAGAAGAUGGUUGUGUUUUUAGUACACUGAAAGUUAAGAGUCCAAAUAUUUCCAGAAUAGUUUUUGAUUGCUGCUUCCCCGUCUUUGUAGGAAACUUCAAGUCUUCUUUUGUUACUGGUGAAAAGAUAAAACCAUGCGGUAGUUAGAUUUUUCACAUUUUGAGAUGUGACCAGUGUAUGAGAAUUUUCACAUUGUGCUAAGCUGGGUGUGAGUUAUGUAUUUAUUGUUCCCUCUCAGCUGUCAGUUUUUUCCUUCACUCAUAGCAAGUGAUAAAAGUUGUACCUCUUACAGGAUCAGAUCUCAGCAGCCAAUGCGUUUGUUCUUAAAUUUUUUGAAUAUGGCAAAUGCCUGAAUUGCAGGAUUCAAAGUAACUGGAAAUAUCCAGUGGAAAUUGCUGUGACAUCUCAAAGUCCACCAUUUCAUCAAAUAACUUAUUCUUAAAACUAAUUAAAUAAACUAUUUUACAGUAUCACAAAGCAUAGUAUGUCUAUCAUUAAUCUGCUUUGUUUCAGUGAUAAAAGAUGAUUAGAGGAAUUCAGGGUACAGGGAAGAGAUAAGUGCUUCUGUUCCAUAUUAGGUAAACAAUUCUGAGUUUAUGUUCUACAAAAGGCCAUUUACAGAUUCCUUUAAAUGUUCACUUGUGUACAGCUUAUGAAAAGUUUUGGUUGAAGUUAUAUUCUGUGCUUUUAAUCUCUCCCUUGUUCUGGGGGAAGGUUUUGUGCAGUCCUGAGCCCUGUUAUUUAUUUGGUUUGUUUACAGCAUCACUCUAGCAUUUCCACUAACUAUACAUGAAAAAUUACAUGUAGUGUUGAAUUAAAUGUUUAAAAAAUUAAAUUAAACCAGUGCAGUCUUACUGGAAUUACUUAAAUGUGGUUCUAGCAUAACUGCCAGCAUAGCAAUGAUGACAGUGAAGAAAAGAAUGCUUUACAGGGAUGAGAAAACAAUCUGCAGAUUGAAUUCUGAAUUGUAAUGGAGAGCCCUCUCAUUUUUUCAUUUUUAUGCAACAUCAUAGUGUAAAUGACAACCUUUUGUUUUAAUUAGAGGCUGGAACUGCUCAGGCUGCUGCCUGAUAAAUUAAGGUCUUAAUGUCUUUUUCCUUCUCCUUUCUGGUUGUGACCAGCAGUAACUUUUUUUUUUUUUUUUUUAAAGUAUAUGUUGAAAAUGCUUGAUGAACAAUAUUCUUAAUGGUGACUUGAAAAAGAGUUCCAUUAAUCUUUAAAUUAGUGUGCUGUUACCACUUCAAAAUAGUUAAACGUAAAGACUGUUUCAAACUCAUUUUGGUUAGUAGUUUAAAGUCAAAUAGAGUGAAAUUGCUUUGUUAGAAUGUUGAUGCUUACUAUGCAGGAAUUAAUAGGCUUAAAUAAUUUGGCUACAGUCUAAUUCUCUAAACAUCUUAACCGUUUAAAGACUCAAGGGUUCAAGUCUGGCAGUGUUGUGCACGUAUAUAACUUUAAGCAAGACUGACUAGUGAUACUGCUUGAAUGAACAGAAUGAACAAAGUUGGUUAAACAUAGAAAUGUGUGCUGUUGUGAUUAAAGCUACAGGCAUAUUUCCUCCAACUAAAUGUCAUUGCAGGCUUUAGACUACCAUUCUGAUGUCUGCAGGUAAACUUUACCUCCUUCUGGCUAAAUUUCAAGCAAAUUGGCUGAAUCAGAAGUUAAACAAAGUACAUGGACACUAGUAGCAUGGAUCUUUUCUAAGGGCUCUAGGAAAAAAUUGAAAUGGUGCUAAAAUAAAUGAAUUGAACAUGAUUAGCUUUGUUAACCCUUGGCUGGAACCCUAAAAUGGCCACUGGUAAAAAAAAUUUAAUGUUCAAUAUCUGAAGAGUGCAUCUGGCACAGAUUUUUUCAUAAUGUGAAUUUAGGAAGUUUGUACCAGGAUCAUUUCUUCUGUUAUAUGUUUCAUUUUCAGCUCAAAGCUUUUCUUUGCACUGAUGACUCUGACCUAAAAGCAUUUAAAUUUCCGUCUUAAAGCUUGACAGAUUUUGAAGCAGAUGAACGAACGGUGUAUUCUAAGCAGAUUCAGUUACUACCUGCUGACCUGGAAUUUAGAGCAUGUAGGAAAGACUUCUUGAAAAAAGACUUAAUUAGUUUCCAUUUUGAAGGGUUUUCUUCUAAAUAACUAUUUUAUAUGAGAAAUGCCUUUUAUAAACUUGUCUAACAUGUGGCAAACGUAGUGACGUGUUCAAUUAAUUUAUAUUUUAUUCAACAUUCUUUUUUUUUUUAUUUUGGUUAUUAUGUAAGCUCAAGUUCUUUAUCUGUUCUUGUAAGGUAUUUUAUAAAAUUAAUGUUAACAGAAUGUUGGGUUGCUCCGUGAUUUUUCAAGGCUCUGUCUCUCUGUUGUUGAAUAUUAACCCUUUUCAUAUGCUGCUUUAGAAGUAUACACUACCAUCUGUACGGGUCUUAGGAGCUAUUGGUUUGUAAGCCACAAAAAAAGAGGCCUCGCUGUAAAAUAAGGUGAAUCAUUGCAUUCAGACAUUUGCUUUGCAUCCCCAUACAGUACUUCACUUCUAAAUUUCAGUAGUGAAAAUUAGUAGUAACUUCAGAAUGUGCAUGUCUUAACUGUAUAGCAGAAAAAUCAUCAAAUAUUUACAAUCAAAAGUAAUGACUAUUACAACUACUGCACAUUAAUUUACAGGAUUUUUUUCUGCUGAAAAUGGCAACAGACUUGCACAGAUACUGCUUUGUCAUUCUGUGCACUUGCAUUCUCAACCAUAUUCUUAAUGUUAAAAAUACUUCAGGAGUGUAAAACACUUUUUUUUUUCUUUCUUGUUAUUGUAUUCCAGCAUGCUGAAAAAGUUCUGAAAAUCUAAAGUCAGUAUGAUGUAUUACAAUACAACUAUUACUACUUAAGGCCCAACCUCAUUACGCGAAGAUGGCAUUAGACAUUCAAUGAUUGGAUUUUCCUGCUACUUUCUUCCAUCCAUAUUAAAUUACUGUCCAUUAUAUCAGUUGCUAUAGACAUAUUACCAAGUAGAGAAGGUAACUGGUAUACUCAUCCUUAGUCCUACAGCUGCCUAUUUCUUUCAUUUCUCCUCUUCUGGUGUGGAAGUCAGCUGUCACUUCAUUGUGUCACAGAUACAUUUUAGCAGCUGGGUGCCUCAAGAAUGAGUUUUUGUUUGUUUGUUUGUUUGUUUGUUUGUUUUUCUGAUAGACCCAGUCAUCUAAUUCUGCACAAGCUACUUUCCUCCAUUUAUCAGUUGCAACGAGUCUCCAUCAGGAAAAUUAAAUACGGAUUUUAAAACACUGUGUGUUACUUUGAUACCAAAAUGUAUGCCUAACUAUACUGUUUGAAAAAAAGUCAGCUUUUCUUUAUUGCAGUAAUUGCCAUGGUUGCCAGCAGAAUGGAAAAGGAACAGAUAACUGCGUGGAAGAUAAUUCUGCUCCAACAGUCCAAGUCCUUCUAUCUUUUGGAGUACAAAAUUUAGCUGUUUUGAAUCUCCAGAGUGUCUAGUGCAAAUGAAGGAGUAUUUGGGAAGAUUAAUCAGUCUUCAAUUACUGUGUCCUUCUCCAAGAUGUUCUGUGUUAAUGUUAUUUCAGAACAGGAUGCCAGGGUCUUAGCAGCAGAGGGAAGUGUGAAGUAGCACUCUGCUCAUAAUGUUUUUUGGUGCUAGCAAAACAGCCAAAAGCUUCAAAAGGAUUUAUGUGAAAGCACUUCUGUUUUAAAGUUCAUCAUCUUGUUUUUUGAAGGGUAUAUGUAUGUACAUACUAAUCUGAUGAAGCAUGGAGGAGAACGUAUUCCAACGGAUGCCAGCCUGUGGAGUUUGAAACUAGGCAGUGGUACUCACUUCUGCAAAAUACAUGUUCCUUUUGGAUCGCUGAACUGAAUGUGCAGAAUAGUCAAGCUUGUAUCGUCAUCCAUGUUACAAAAGGCCAGGUUUUCUCCUUAGAUAGCUGAGGACUGCACAAUAAGUGGAGUAGCGAGAAUUUGCCUCUCUUAAUUUUGUGAUUAUCAUUGAAUUUCAAAUGCUGUACAAAGAUAAGUAAGGCUGCAUUAUUAGUCAUUCGGAAAUACCUCAAAGUAUUAACUGGCUUAAUUUUCUGAAGCUAUUGUCUUGCUUGAACAUUGUGUUUUUCAGGUGUUUCCUCUUGAAGUUUACAUCCUCAUUACCAGUUCCAUACGGUCAAUGUGGAUUUGUUGAACCAUUCUUUCAGAAUUCUGUACUUUUUCACUGAGGCUGUUAUCAGUAGUAUCUUUAUUAUCCAGGCUCAUGCACUGACAUUGAAAUCAUCUUGCUGUCACGCAUCCCAGCCCUGCCUUUUUUUUUUUCACAGCAGACGCAUCACUUGUUUGCAUUCUCAUCUGCUCCUUCUAAGACUGUUUUUCUUCUCUUCUUCCACCCCUAUUCUCUUUACAGUGACAUCAACCAUUAGUGCAUCCCUCAUCUUACUAAUUACGUUUUACAGUCUGCCAUCUCAGCUUGUGACCACAUCUGUAUUUUCAUACAUCUGUAUUUUCUUACAAGUGUUCUGCUAGUCUUGUCUCUUCAUUGCUAUGCAGAUUCUUUGUGCCAUAUCUGAAUUGGCUGCUGUGAACAUAGUCAUCCAAAAAGGAUUCAAAAUUCUGUGAGAAAGCCUGUUUUCUUUUUUAUAUAAUCAUCAGCAUUUUUUCUUGCUCCCUCCUUAGCCUAGGAAUAUACUCCUAUGUUUCAUGAUAAAUUUAGUUUGUAUGUGUGUCAGGAAAGGAGAUGAAAUCUACUGCUUGUUCCAGCAGAUCCCUGUUAUGUUUCUGAGAUGUGAAAAGACAAUAAAGGCAUCAUCUUCUAA